AAGCACUUCCUCCUCCGCCCGUCUGCUCACAGGUGAGUGGGAAGUGUUACCUGGCCAAGACCUGCACUUAUUCCUGUCUACCUUCUACUGAAACGGUCUCUCUUUAACUCUGGAGAAAAGGUUCUCUUCCCCCGGCUUGUGAGCACGCAGGCAGCCCGCAGGAGAAGCCUGCCACGAUGAUGAGGAGCGACAACUACCUGCCUGUCCCUUAUGAAGAGAAGAACCUGGAUGUGGACUUUGUCAACACCAAAGCCAGGAGCAGCGAGUCAAUACCAAUGAAAAGUCUUUACACGGAUGAUGGCUCACCCCAGUAUCCGGGUCAAGGCCCAUACUUCUCUGAUGGACGACGGCGGGUGGACUAUGUGCUGGCAUACCACAUCCAGAAGCCCAGCAGCAUCCGGCGUCAGUCGUCCAGGUUUGGCAACAACAACUUCAUCCGACGGCUUCAGCGCAGUUUGAGUAUCAGAAGCAGCCGAGCCCAGCUGCAGCCAAAAGAAGACCCAGAGAUUGCCGCCCAAGAGCAACGGUCAGACUAUCAUGAGGAUGACAAGCGCUUCAGGCGGGAGGAGUUUGAGGAAAACCUCUUGGAAACAGGGCUGGAGCUGGAAAAGGAUGAAAGGAGUAAGAUCCCUGGAAUCGGCUUCUUGAAGAUCCAUGCUCCUUGGAACGUUCUGUGCCGGGAAGCUGAAUUCAUGAAACUCAAGAUGCCAACAAAGAAGGUUUACGAUGUGAAACAAGGCAGUAAUCUGGUUGAGAAAAUCCGAUUGUUUAUUCACAAAGUCACGGCUCCUCUCCAUCCAAAAGUUGACGCCAACCGACCACAAAGCAUCAAAUCCCUCUCUCAUCCUUUCUCCAGAGAGAAGCAGCAUCUAUUCGAUUUGUCUGACAAGGACAAGUUCUUUGACAGCAAAACCAGGAGCACAAUAGUGUAUGAGGUAUUGAAGAGGACAAGAUGCACUAGAGCCAAAUACUCCAUGGGGAUCACCAGUCUGCUAGCUAAUGGUGUCUAUACAUCUGCCUAUCCUCUGCAUGAUGGAGACAUCGAGGGGGUGAAUGCAGAACCUAAUGACAGGAAGCUGCUGUACGAGGAAUGGGCCAGCUACAGUGUCUUCUACAAGUACCAGCCUAUUGGACUCAUCAGGAAGUAUUUCGGGGAGAAGGUUGGACUGUAUUUUGCCUGGUUAGGAGUGUACACACAGAUGCUGAUCCCUGCAGCCAUCGUUGGAGUAAUUGUAUUCCUGUAUGGCUGUGCCACUGUGGAUGAUAACAUACCAAGUAUGGAGAUUUGUGAUCCCAGGAACAACAUCACCAUGUGUCCGCUGUGUGACCAUGCCUGCAGCUACUGGAAGCUGGUGACAGCAUGUGGUACAGCUCGAGCCAGCCACCUGUUUGACAACCCAGCCACAGUCUUCUUCUCCAUCUUCAUGGCCCUCUGGGCGGUUCUCUUCAUGGAGCACUGGAAGAGACGACAGAUGCGACUGAACUAUGUCUGGGACCUGACAGGCUUUGGAGAGGAGGAGGAGGAGGAACAUAAGGACCACAACCGAGCGGAGUAUGAGUUCCGGGUCAUGCAAAAGACAAUGAGACAGGAACAUUCAACCCCAAAGGGUGAGAAGGUGAAGCUGACAUGUACAGACAGACUGCCAGCUUACCUGACCACUGUGGUCAUGAUGGGCUUCAUGAUCUCUGUGACCUUUGCCAUAGUCUUCGGGGUCAUCCUUUACCGGAUUAGUAUUAAGGCAGCAUUGCAUAUGAGCACCUACCCAGCAGCACGUUCCAACAUCAGAGCCACUGUCAAAACCACCGCUGCCAUCAUCAACCUCAUCAUCAUCAUCAUCUUAGAUGAGAUCUACGCUGUCAUCGCCCGCUGGCUCACCACACUGGAGGUUCCAAAGACAGACAAGAGCUUUGAAGAGCGCCUCAUUUUCAAAACCUUUAUUUUGAAGUUUGUCAACGCCUUCACCCCCAUUGUGUAUUUGGCCUUUUUCCGGGGCAGGCUUGUUGGACGGCCUGGAAACUACUUGUAUGUUGUUGGAUCGUACAGAAUGGAAGAGUGUGCCCAUGCAGGCUGCCUCAUGGAACUGUGCAUCCAGUUGUGCAUCACCAUGCUUGGAAAGCAGCUCAUCCAGAACAACCUGUUUGAGAUUGGCAUACCGAAGCUGAAGAAACUGCUCCGGAGGAGGAAGUCUGAGUUGGACUCAAAGCAAGAGGAGGAGCUGAACAAAACUCUGCAGCGCCACGAGAAAGACCACAUCCUGGGUCCUUUUGUUGGCCUCAGCCCAGAGUACAUGGAAAUGAUCAUUCAGUUUGGGAUGGUGACUCUUUUUGUGGCCUCCUUCCCUCUGGCUCCACUCUUCGCUCUUCUGAAUAACAUCAUUGAGAUUCGCCUGGAUGCCAAGAAGUUUGUUAUGGAGCUGCGCAGACCGAAUGCUGCCAAAGCCAAAGACAUUGGUAUCUGGUACAACCUCUUGAGAGGCCUCAGUAAGGUAGCAGUCAUUGUUAAUGCCUUUGUCAUCUCCUUCACUUCUGACUUCAUCCCACGGCUGGUCUACCAGUACAUGUACAGUCCUGACGGCACCAUGCAUGGCUUCGUCAACCACACUCUGUCUUAUUUCAACGUCAGUGACUUCCAGCCAGACACUGAUCCUCGCCAGCCAAUGCACCUGGGCUACAAGGUAGAAGAAUGCAGAUAUAAGGACUACAGAGAGCCUCCAUGGUCCAGCACACCAUAUGAACUCUCAAAGGAGUUCUGGGCCAUUCUGGCUGCCCGCCUUGCCUUUGUCAUUGUCUUUCAGAAUGUGGUGAUGCUUAUGAGUGACUUUGUGGAUUGGCUGAUUCCGGACAUCCCCAAGGACAUCAGCCUCCAAAUGCACAAAGAGAAGAUCCUUAUGGUGGAGCUCUUCAUGAAGGAGGAGCAAGGCAAAAGGAUUGCCGCGCGGGACAACCACAACCGGGACAGCUACACCUCCCCCUUAUCAGCCAGUCAGAGUCCGCCACAGCCCCGUGCACGGCCCAUCUCACAUGCAAACUGCUGUUAAACUGCUAGCUGCCAGAAACAAGCACAAACAGCAACAAGCAAAAAGAACACCUGUAUACUGUAAAUAAGUUAAUCAGCUGCUUGAAGCCAGCUGGCAAAGGCUAAGACAGAUAUCAAUGAGCACAUGAUUAGUUUUAAUAAUUUAGAGACACUUUUGAUGCAUUCACAUUUUUCAGGAAUAUUUGCAGGAAUAACCUGACAGUUAAAACCUAAACUUUGACGUGUUCACAUUCAAACUCCUUCACAUUUUAAACUCUUCUGAUGCCUCUCUUUAAUACUUUUCAAAUGUUAAGAUGUUGCAUUUUGCAGCAAGCCAGACACUGCCUUGUCAACCAUUAACCCAAAACAUAUCCAUAUUUUAACAAUAGCCACAUGAUACAUGAUCUCAAAACAUUAUUUGUUGGCUAUAUUUGAAAGGAACAAGCCAUUAGCUUCAUUUGACUCGGGGGUCAUCAUUCAGGACAUCUGUGAAAGCAGUGUCAAACUUCAUGUGAAUCAUCCUUUCAAGCAGUAAGUUCAUACCAGCCACCUCUCCCACAGUACUUGAAUGCAGCUUUUGUAUUGAAGACAGCCUCUAUCAAUCCGUCCAAAAGGUCCUGCUGAGAAGAAUUCCUCAUCGUAUCUUACUGGUCAGAUACAAAGCACAAGGAGACCCUCCCUCCUGCUGUCAAUGCAUGAAGCUCAGAUCAGCCUUUUCUUUUUUGCACAAUUAUAUACAAAUUCAGGAAUUUAUAGAUGUACUGUUUUUGAGAACGAACUGCCUAACAGUGCUUAGUGCCAUUGUUGCUGGAUGCACAAGUCAUAUUUUUAAUGAACUGGAAUUCUUAAAGUAAUUGGCAAGAUGUUUUUACACUUUUUACAGUGUAAACACAAAGUGUCAUCAUGCUCUAUCUCACCUUGCUGAGAUGCUGGAAUGUAGAUACUUACAGUAUAAGCUGCUUACCCAUAGCAAAAUAUUUGGAGCGAAAUCUUUUCCACUCAUUGUUGUAAAACUAAAAUAAUUAUAGUAUAAAUAGUGUGUCUUUAAAGCUGCAUUAACUGGUUUCCUUUUUUGACCACUUGAGGGCAGCAGACCCAGUUGAAAAAACUCAGUUUCUGGCAACCCAGUACAGUAUGCUGCUGGAAACAAGGUUGAUGCAAAAGGUUGCACUGAAAAUCCAAAACAAUUAGUUGCAGUCAUUUAAAAGCUGUAGCGCACUAAGGACAACUUCAGGGUUGCUGAUAAUUGGGGCCUGGUUCAUCACUACAGGCAACACCUUUAAAUUACACAUAGUAAUGUGACCCAUGGUUAAUAUUUAAAAAAAUGAUUAGCUGAUAUUAUUAACAUGAUUCCAAAUGAAUAAUAAUGUUGCUCUGUCUGCUGGAUGUGUCAAUAUGCAACUGUUUACAACAUGUUCACCAUAGAUGAUAUGUCAUUGUUUUCAGCUUGCAUCUGCUGUCCCCCAGCAGAUUAACUGCAUGCUAGGGUUCCAUUUACAGUUCAUUUGGUGUCUGCUCAAACUUGGGCAGGAUGCAGUUUACUGAUUUCACCUUGCAAAGCUCCUUUAGACCAAAUUCCUGUAAUUCUUAACAGAAUUUUUCAUCAGUCACGUUUUAACCACAAAUGGCAAGUCUUAUGUUGCCUCGAAUAUCCCACUAGGCAGCUUUAUUUAUUAUGUUUUGCGAAGUAAAAUUAUGUGUGUUUGAAUUUAAAGGGCAUUCUGUUUUUAGGAACUUUGAACUUCUCUAUGUCUCUGGAAAGCAACACCAGUUUCUUGCUCUUACCCUGCCUUAUAUUCUCCCAGCUGAAAGUCAGCACUGUUUUAAUAUUAUUAUCUUACCUUAUAUCGUUCACAUAAAUCAAUUGGCAUUUUCCUAAACCUGCACCUUUUUCACAAUUCUAGCACAGACACUGACUAAUAUUUUGUUUUGUUUUAUCAAACUGCACAAAUUGGUGUGGGAGUGACUGAAUAUCACUUUCAAGAACAUACAUGUACUGUAGACUGAAAAAUGUGGUCACAUGUACAGUCUACACUCAUCAAUGUGUAAAAUCCUGCACCUGCAGUGAAUAAUACUGAUCUAGCCCCGAUGUAACCCCUCAACCCAGACUGAUGGAAUGUAUUGUUACAUUUUCACUUUUCAGUGAUGUAUGAGUACUUUUAGGUCGAAAUGCUGCAUCUCUCUCUCUCUCUCUCUCUCUCUCUCCUUUUAGUGUCUUGACAAUGCAUUUCUAAGUGUAUCUAUGUGUUGAAAGGCUUUUAUCAGCCCAUGGGCACCACUGAUCCAUCAAUGACAGUGAUAUACUUUGUCUUAUUGUCUUAACUUUAAUUAAUUAUAUAAUGUACAAGAAACCGUAAACAUGGACCUAUUUCACUGUAUCUUGAAAGAUGCCUGGGAAAACAUCUUCUUAUACAGCCUACAGACAUUUUGUCACAAAAGAUGUUUUUGGGAUAUAUUUGCUCUUUUGAGUAAAAACUGCACAUUUAAUUUUACCAAAUUAAAUACUGUUAAUACUGUGUAUGUAAGUAGAGUUAGUGUUGAUAUUCAGUGAUAGGUUAUGUGCUGCCACAGGGCUGCAGAGCCUGUUAUAGCUACAAUAUUUUUUUCAGAAUCUCUUAUAACCUGAUGUCACAUGUUAAGACUCUCCCUUGAUGUCCCUCAUGAGAUGUUUUGUUGUCUGUUGCCAUGUUGUACUUAUAGCAUCAAUAAAACACUACAAGUUGGGACAUACUAAUAUCUAUUCUAAAGUAUGUCAAAGCACAUUUCACAACAUGUUACAUGUAUAUGCAUGUAUAACCAAUUUGUCUGUCUCUAAUAUUUUGAGUCUUUUGUUGUUGUUGUUGUUGUUGUUUGUUUAAACUAACUGCAAAUAAAUGAGAGAUGAACUGCG
Molecule: messenger RNA, 5906 nt
Organism: Chelmon rostratus (copperband butterflyfish)
Lineage: Eukaryota; Metazoa; Chordata; Actinopteri; Chaetodontiformes; Chaetodontidae
Gene: ano1a
Product: anoctamin 1, calcium activated chloride channel a
Exons: 26
Coding region: 177-3038 (953 amino acids)
Biological process (GO): chloride transmembrane transport
Cellular component (GO): plasma membrane
Molecular function (GO): protein dimerization activity; chloride channel activity
Source: RefSeq, a predicted model, not a curated record